AACGAGCACAAAGGAAAUGAUCGCUCAGCGUCAUUUAGUCUAGUGAGUUUCAACCAGCGAGUUCGAGAAGUGAGAAAAUGUCUUCGGCUAAGCUGGUGACAUUCUUAUCGUUCCUGAUAACGAUCAGGGCCGAAUAUUUCGCCCCCGAAGUUGCCGGCGAUCCAGCUCCCAUAGUUCUUUGGCACGGAAUGGGCGACAGCUGCUGCUUUUCCUUCAGUCUUGGGGCUGUGAAAAUUAUUUUGGAGCAAAACAUACCCGGGGUAUACGUGACGUCGAUAAGAAUCGGAAAUUCCGAAAUCGAGGACGUGGAAAACAGUUAUUUCCGAAAGGUCGACGAUCAGGUCAAUCAGGUUUGCGAGCAACUGGCUAACGACACUCGUCUUCAGGGUGGUUACAACGCCAUAGGAUUUUCUCAAGGAGCUCAAUUCUUACGAGCCGUGGCGCAAAGAUGUCCGAAUCCUCAAAUGAAGAAUCUCAUAUCGAUCGGAGGUCAGCAUCAAGGAGUCUACGGGCUUCCGCACUGUGGAUCACUCGAACAUCGUUUGUGCGAUUACAUGAGAAAAAUGUUGAACUACGCGGCGUACACGAAGAUUGUACAGCGCAAACUGGUCCAGGCGCAGUACUGGCACGACCCUUUGAAGGAGGAGGAUUACAAGAAGUAUAGCAUGUUUCUCGCGGACGUGAAUAACGAAGUGACGAUGAACGAGGACUACAAAACGAAUCUUCAAAAGUUGAACAAACUGGUAUUGAUAAAAUUUGAAAACGACACGAUGGUUCAACCUCGCGAGACCGAAUGGUUCGGUUUCUACAAACCUGGACAAUCCGUCGAACUGCAGUCUCUGCAAGAAUCCACAAUUUAUACCGAGGAUCGCCUGGGUCUUCGGGCGAUGGACGAGGCGGGAAAAAUUGACUUUUUAUCCAUCCAAGCCGACCAUCUCCAAUUCACCGACGUUUGGCUCAUCGAGAAUGUGAUAAAAAAAUAUCUCGCUUAAAAAUUCCAAAAGGUAUCACAUCUUUCUACAUUCGCUAUAACUUUUUCCACAACAUUUAUUACAAAAAUACAAAUAUAUUAUAAUCGGACUGUGUAACGAAUACUCAAUUAUAUUUGACGAGAAAAAAAGUUUCUCACAUACGAA
Athalia rosae (coleseed sawfly) is the source of this 1136-nucleotide messenger RNA. RefSeq names its product palmitoyl-protein thioesterase 1 (gene Ppt1). Gene Ontology annotation, molecular function: palmitoyl-(protein) hydrolase activity. Gene Ontology annotation, cellular component: lysosome. The coding region runs from base 78 to 992 and encodes 304 amino acids. The record is from RefSeq and is a predicted model, not a curated record. NCBI's taxonomy places the organism in Eukaryota, Metazoa, Arthropoda, Insecta, Hymenoptera, Athaliidae. Gene Ontology annotation, biological process: receptor-mediated endocytosis; protein depalmitoylation. The transcript is spliced from 7 exons.